UCUCAAGUAUUUCUGAGGGUAUACUCCUUACCCACAGAAAUAUACACUUGGGGCAAAAUCAGAAGAGGCUUCUCAUUCUCCCAACCACUGGACAGGAAGAGAAUUAACCCACAAUGGGUCAAGAAGAACCUCAAAAUAAACUCAGAGGCCAGCAUUCCCAGAUGAUCCCUUGGGCCAUUGCUGUUUUUUACAUCUCAGUUCUCAGUGCUUGUUUUAUUACAAACUGUUUGGUAACUCAUCACACCAUUCUACGCUGCAGGAGAGAAGCAAGAGUGUUCAAGUUACCAGAGUACUACAAGAAGCUGACAUGCACCAGAGAGAAAUCAAAAUUGAAAGGGACCACCUGGAAUUGCUGUCCUUUUGGCUGGAGAGCAUUCCAGUCCAACUGCUAUUUUCCUCUUAAUGACAAUAAGACAUGGGAUAAGAGCGAAAGGAACUGCAUGAGGAUGGGGGCUCAUCUGGCCACCAUCAGCACAGAAGCUGAGCUGAACUUUAUUUCUCAAUUUUUGGAUAGACGAUUUUCAUAUUUCCUGGGAUUUAUAGAUGAGAAUCAUGGAGGCCAAUCCUUGGUGAACAAGACAGCAUUUAACCCACAUAAUUUAUUAUGGCAUGAGGGUGAACCCAAAAAUCAGGAAGAAAAUUGUAUUGUCCUUGUUAAUGUCCAAGACAAAUGGACAGGGAAUGAUUCUCCUUGUAACUUUGAGACAAAAAGUAUUUGUAAAUUACCUGGAGCAGCAUUCAACUAGAAACCUCCAAAGAAGUCCUUGCGAUGGGGACAGAAAAGAAGAACCAAUUAGACUAAGGAAGAAUGUACCUGCACCAUUGGAACAGAGAAAACCUGCUGAGAAAAUAGAAAAAUUUCAGUUAUGAUGGCCUUAUUUAUUUUUGUUCUAUUCAUUCAAGAUACUAUGUUUUUGUGUGGUAUGGUGGCAGAGUCAUCUUUUGUGUGAGAAUCCAUUUUCAUUAACAUUGCUUUCUUGAUAGUAUAUCAGAGUAGUUUCUUUUCAGUUGGUGUGCACUGAUGACAUAUCAACCAGAAUGGCUCAAGAUGAUGCCAUCUCUUAGUCAUUGCUUUCCUCUGCUCAGAUUUUUACAGUGUGGGGUAUUCCAACUGGUAGUGGAAUGCCAUUAUUUUGGCCCCAGUUACAACAAACUCUUUAAAUUUUUUUAAAGAUUUAUGUAUUUAUUUGAGAGAGGGAGAGAGAGAAUCUCAAGCAGAUUCCCCACUAAGCACAGAGCCUGAUGUGGGGCCCAACAUGGGGUUCAAUCUCACAACCCUGAGAUCAUGACCUAAGUUGAAAUCAAGAGUCAGUUGCUUAACUGACUGAGCCACCCAGGUGCUCCCUAAUCUAUUUCUUACAGUCUGAUUAUUUUUCACUACCUCUUUGGUGACCACCACAGACCACCUUUCUUACCUGGGUUAUUGCAAUAGCCUUCUGAAUGGUCCCCCUGUUUCUCCCCUCAGCCCCUUUCAGUCUGUCCCCACCUCUCAUGGCACUUCUCCUAUUCUUCAUACUGUCUUUAAGACAGCUGAUAGUUAUUUCAUAAAAAUAACUGCAAAAUUUAUUAGGACACUGUGGUAGUCCUAGAAGUUUGAAACACUUAAAAAAAUUUAAACACUGUGGGGGGUGGGAGAUUGGGGGAGCCAGGGGAUGGGUAUUAAGGAGGGCCUGUAUUGCAUGGAGCACUGGGUAUGAUGCAAAAACAAUGAAUUCUGUUAUGCUGAAAAGAAAUUAAAAAAAUUAAAAAAAAUUUAAACACUUGUUUUGUCAUUGAAAAAGUAUGAUAUGUAUAUGUUAAAAAGGCAAACCAGAAAAUUAUAAAUGAAAGUAUGAAUUAAAUCUUCCACUUUGAACUCCAGUCCCUUAAAUGCCUCUUCAGAGAAACUAUGAUUGUCAGUUUUUUAUACAUAUUUCUGUAUAUGCUUAAAUAUGUGUUAUAUAAAUGUAUAUACAUAUACAUCCCAUUUUUUUUCUAACACUAGUGGAAACAUUAUCUAUAGCAUCUUAAAUGUCUGACAAUUUUUUUUUCUCCCAUGAAUCUCAGGGGUUUUGUCUGUUUGGUUUUUUUUUUUUUAAUUUUUUUUUUAUUUUCAGCAUAACAGCAUUCAUUAUUUUGGCACCACACCUAGUGCUCCAUGCAAUCCGUGCCUUCUAUAAUACCCACCACCUGGUACCCCGAACUCCCACCCCCCGCCCCUUCAAAACCCUUAGAUUGUUUUUCAGAGUCCAUAGUCUCUCAUGGUUCACCUCCCCUUCCAAUUUCCCCCAACUCCCUUCUCCUCUCUAACUCCCCUUUUCCUCCGUGCUAUUUGUUAUGCUCCACAAAUAAGUGAAACCAUAUGAUAAUUGACUCUCUCUGCUUGACUUAUUUCACUUAGCAUAAUCUCUUCCAGUCCUGUCCAUGUUGCUACAGAAGUUGGGUAUUCGUCCUUUCUAAUGGAGGCAUAAUACUCCAUAGUGUAUAUGGACCACAUCUUCCUUAUCCAUUCGUCCGUUGAAGGGCAUCUUGGUUCUUUCCACAGUUUGGCGACCGUGGCCAUUGCUGCUAUAAACAUUGGGGUACAGAUGGCCCUUCUUUUCACUGCAUCUGUAUCUUUGGGGUAAAUACCCAGGAGUGCAAUGGCAGGGUCAUAAGGAAGUUCUAUUUUUAAUUUCUUGAGGAAUCUCCACACUGUUCUCCAAAGUGGCUGCACCAACUUGCAUUCCCACAAACAGUGUAAGAGGGUUCCCCUUUCUCCACAUCCCCUCCAACACAUGUUGUUUCCUGUCUUGCUAAUUUUGGCCAUUCUAACUGGUGUAAGGUGAUAUCUCAAUGUGGUUUUAAUUUGAAUCUCCCUGACGGCUAGUGAUGAUAAACAUUUUUUCAUGUGUCUGAUAGCCAUUUGUAGGUCUUCAUUGGAGAAGUGUCUGCUCAUAUCUUCUGCCCAUUUUUUGAUAUGAUUGUCUGUUUUGUGUGUGUUGAGUUUGAGGAGUUCAUUAUAGAUCCUGGAUAUCAACCUUUUGUCUGUACUGUCAUUUGCAAAUAUCUUCUCCCAUUCCGUGGGUUGCCUUUUUGUUUUGUUGACUGUUUCCUUGGCUGUGCAGAAGCUUUUGAUUUUGAUGAAGUCCCAAAAGUUCAUCUUUGCUUUUGUUUCCUUUGCCUUUGGAGACAUAUCUUGAAAGAAGUUGCUGUGGCUGAUAUCGAAGAGAUUACUGCCUAUGUUCUCCUCGAGGAUUCUGAUGGAUUCCUGUCUGUUUUUCAUCAUGAUCAGGGUACUCUCUUUGAUCCCCACCUCCUCUUUCCCCCUUUCCCUACCAUCUCUCCUCUGGUAACCACCAGUUUGUUCUCUAUAAUUAAGUCUGUUUCUUGGUUUGUCUCUCUCAUUUUUUCCUUUGCUCAUUUGUUUUGUUUCUUAAAUUCCACGUAUGUGAAAUCAUGUGGUAUUUGUCUUUCUCUAUUUCAUUUAGCAUAAUAACACUCUUGUGCAAAUGGCAAGAUUUCACCCAAGUAAUAUUCUCUUGAGUGUGUGUGUGUAUGUGUAUGUGUGUGUGUGUAUAUAUAUAUACAUACAUAUGUGUGUGUGUAUAUAUACACACACACACACACACACACUAUAAUGUUGUGUGUGUAUAAUUCUGUUGUGUGUGAUGUGUAUAUCACUUUCCUUUAUCUAUUCAUUAGUUGAUGUACAUUUGGGCUGCUUCCAUAGUUAGGCUACUAUAGAUAAUGCUGCAAUAAACAUAGAGGUGCAUGUAUCCCUCUGAAUUAAUGUUUUUAUAUUCUUUGGGUAAACACCCAGUAGUAUGAUAGUAUGGCAGUUCUAUUUUUAUUUUUUUGAGGAACCUCCAUACUGUUUUCUACAGUGGCUGCACCAACUUGCAUUCUCACCUACAAUCUUCUUCACAUCCUUGCCAACACUUGUUGUUUUUUGUGUUUUUGAUUUUAGCCAUUCUGACUGGUGUGAGGUGAUAUCUCAUUGUGGUUUUGAUUUGUUUUCCCCCGAUGAUGAAUGAUGUUGAGCAUCUUUCAUAGACUCAUGAAAAGAUUUUUUCUUCUUUGGAGUAAUGUCUGUUCAUGUCUUCUGCUUAUUUUUUAAUCGGAUUAUUUGUGGUUUUAGGUAAUCAUCUUGCAUUUUUUACUUAAAAAUAUAGUUUGGGAAACGUUUUAUACCUUGUUCCAAAUAACUAAAUAGUGUUUCAUUAUAUUGGUAUAUCAUAAUCUGAAAUAACCUUUAAGUGAUAAAAUAUUUCCUUUGUAUAAUAAAAAUCAACAAAAUAAUGGCUAUGAAAGAAACCAUAAGAACAAUCCCAGUUCAGAUCAGAAAAGAAAGACAGUUCCAAGAGGAGUUCUUUUCCUCUUAAAAAUAUGGGACUGAUAGAAUGUAUCUGAAUGCAUUGAGAGGUGAUAUACAAUUCUGGGUAGUUAAAGGAUGCAUUAUUAAUCAGUACAUAGAAAACUAGAUAUAUAAAAAAUGUUGCCAAUAUUAGCUAUACAAAAAGCAAAAUGUAUUUAAGAAAGUAUGUAAUAUAAUACAUAAUCAUGAUACAGUACAAGAUUCAGCUGUGAUAACAUUUACAUAUUCAUGAUAACAUGAGUAAAAAUUUUUGAUAAUGAGUGUGUAUUAUUUUCACCAAAUGUAUUAGAAUGAUUUUUCUUUAAAAUAUUUAGAGGCCCACAUGGCAAUAUUUACAUCUUAACAGUGAUUUACUUUGGGAAUAUGGUCUUGGGACUACAGAUGAUUGCUUACUCUCUUAUUUUUUGGAAAUUUCUGGCUUUUAUGGUGCCUGAAUAUUUUUGUAGGCCCUAUUGUAAAAAUAUAUUUUAAAAUAGAAUCAACCAGAUGAUGUACCCCUCAGAAUUUUCAAUAUAAAUAACUUGGUUUCUGUUGAUCUUUAAUCAGUAAACCCUGAAUGAUUGUUUCUUUUCUUGCCAAACUUUGAAGACAAAGUUAAUUGCAUAACAAAUUAUAAAUAUAUGGUGAAUAAAGUAUACUAAUACUUUCA
This is a messenger RNA of Mustela lutreola (European mink), 4985 nucleotides long. RefSeq names its product C-type lectin domain family 4 member D-like. The transcript has 6 exons. Lineage: Eukaryota; Metazoa; Chordata; Mammalia; Carnivora; Mustelidae. The record is from RefSeq and is a predicted model, not a curated record. Bases 114 to 746 code for a protein of 210 amino acids.